CGCCAGACGCACAUCACAUCAUCACUCGGGGCCGGGCGCUCUCGGCCGCCGCCGCCCGCCGCCACCGCUGCCGGCCAGCAGGUACCGGUGCGCCCCGACGAGCUCCUCCCGGAAGCGCGCCAGGUCGAGCCGCACGUUCUGCCGGUCCAGGUACACCUUCUUGGUCACGUCCCAGCCGCGCGCGCUGCGCCACGCCGGCGGGGUCCGUCAGCACGGGGUCGCCCGUGGGGUACUCGCGGGACAGCGAGCUCUCCUUGGGGGCGAUCUGUAUAUGUAAAUGUUGUAGGGGCUCACCUGAGCUCUAGGCAAGGUCACCGUAUAGAUACCGCCGCUUUUUCUAAACCUUGCUCGACGUUUGGCACGCAACCUGAACUCGUCUCGCCCGCGGCCGAUCUCCUCUCCUCCAUCCGCUCGCCGCGCCGCAAUCCGGAGAGGAGACUACACUAGGUCGAGCACCACCUGGGGCUGAGCGUUCUCGCGACCAGUUCCGGCGCGGCGUCCGCCCUCUGCAGUCACUCGCCACUCGCCCCCGCGACCGUCGUUGUUGUCCUACUUCGACACUCGCCACCUUGGCCGGCGACGAGCACCACCCGGACAGCAGUUUUAUUGAUCUACAAGCUUCAGAACAUGUUCAGGAAUACGUUUCAGUCUGGGUUCCUGUCCAUUCUUUAUAGCCUCGGGACCAAGCCAUUGCAGAUAUGGGACAAAGAAGUUGUGAAUGGGCACAUUAAACGACCUCAAGAUGAAGAUAUCCAAUCUAAUGUACUUGAAAUCAUUGGAACAAAUGUACAGUCAACUUACAUCACAUGCCCAGCUGAUCCUUCUGCUACUCUUGGAAUUAAGCUUCCAUUUCUGGCCAUUAUUAUGAAAAAUCUUAAGAAAUACUUCACGUUUGAGAUCCAAGUUCUGGAUGACAAGAAUGUCCGACGUCGAUUUCGAGCAUCAAAUUUUCAAUCUGUUACAAGGGUGAAGCCAUAUAUCUGCACAAUGCCGCUGAAGCUUGACGAUGGCUGGAACAACAUUCAGUUGAACCUCGCUGAUCUGACAAAAAGGGCGUAUGGCACAAAUUACGUCGAGACCCUGCGGGUGCAAGUUCAUGCAAACUGCCGACUUCGCAGAAUUUACUUCUCUGACCGCCUCUACUCAGAGGAGGAGCUGCCGCCUGAGUUCAAGCUUUACCUUCCAAUCCAAAAAUCAUAAGGAUCCAGAGGGCACGGAGAGACUUUGGUCACCAGGAGACAUACAGCAUGUCAUUGUGAGGAUCCCUUGCGCAUAACCUACCUAGCUGCACAUUUGCCUUCCUGAGAUCCAGAAAAGUAUCAGAAUGUUUCUGUUAGUUUUCUGUUUGUUGUGUGCUGAACGAUUAGGCUCUUAGUUGGGGGCUCUUUUACCCAGUGACCCCAUGUCAACAACUCAAUGUUAUUAUUAGUCCCAAACCCUUUGGCUACUGGUCUUUCUGGUCCAAAGCAAAAACGUACCGUUACUGCUUACUAGUACUGCCUGGUCAUUUAACGUGCUCCUUCCAUAGUUGUACUGUCUCUAUGAUAGUAUCAUGUGACCA
Molecule: messenger RNA, 1561 nt
Organism: Sorghum bicolor (sorghum)
Lineage: Eukaryota; Viridiplantae; Streptophyta; Magnoliopsida; Poales; Poaceae
Product: cilia- and flagella-associated protein 20
Exons: 6
Coding region: 628-1200 (190 amino acids)
Source: RefSeq, a predicted model, not a curated record